This is a messenger RNA of Lolium rigidum, 680 nucleotides long. RefSeq lists its product as uncharacterized. The record is from RefSeq and is a predicted model, not a curated record. The transcript has 3 exons. Lineage: Eukaryota; Viridiplantae; Streptophyta; Magnoliopsida; Poales; Poaceae. Bases 5 to 337 code for a protein of 110 amino acids.
AAGGAUGAUUGAUGAGGGUCUCUAUUGCUCGCUGAGACAACUUCUGGAAGAUGGGUUUUUCCAUGCAGACCCCCAUCCAGGUAAUCUGGUGGCUACUGCAGACGGAUCUCUGGCAUAUUUUGACUUUGGUAUGAUGGGUGAUAUUCCAAGACACUAUCGAGUAGGACUCAUACAAAUGCUUGUGCACUAUGUUAAUCGCGACUCCUUGGGCUUGGCGAACGACUUCCAUUCCCUGGGAUUCGUCCCCGAGGGAACAGACCUACAUGCAGUUGCAAGUGCGUUGAGGGUUGCCUUUGAUGAUGGAAGGAGGCAAUCAAAUGAUUUCCAGGUUAGUUAAUGUUCUUCAUUCUAUCAUUGUUAUGAGAAUUUAUAUUGUAUGAUGCAACAUUAAAAUAAAUGGAUGCAGGCAUCUUAAUCAUAGUUGAGGGUUAAAAGUGUAGAUGUACUAUAGCCCUUAAUUAGUCUUAAAAAACAGGUCAAAUAUGCAACAAUAUUGUGGAACUUGAGUAAACAAUCUGGCACGUAGAAGUGCAUGCUUUAGUUAUAGCCAGUCAAGCUAUAUGUCUGGAGCGACAAUUUUCAGAUGCACAUUGAAACAUAUACGUGACAUGCUAUCAAAGAUUUAAUUGAGCAAUGCCAUUUCCUUCCCUCCGCACAAUUGCUGAGGAGGUUCGGACAUU